AUGGCUCCAGAGAACUGCACCACAGUGACUGGCUUCAUUUUCCGGGGAAUAACAGACAGCCCAAAGCUACAAAGCAUCCUCUUUGUGUUCUUCUUUGCCAUGUAUUUCUGCACACUGGUGGGGAAUGUCGGGAUGAUUGUGCUGAUUAGGGUUGACUCCCAACUCCACAGCCCCAUGUACUUUUUUCUCAGCAACUUGUCACUCUUAGAUGUUGUCUACUCCUCUGUAAUUGCCCCCAAGGCGAUGGUCAUUUCUCUAGUGAUGAGUAAAGACAUUACUUUCCCUGGAUGUGUGGUCCAGUUUUUCCUCUUCUCCUUCUGUGCCAACAAUGAGCUUUGCCUUCUGGCUGUGAUGGCCUACGAUCGCUUUGUGGCCAUCUGCAACCCAUUGCUUUAUAAUGUCAUCAUGUCCAAGAGAAUCUGCUUCCAGCUGGUGGCUGGCUCUUACCUGUGCGCCUGUAUCAAUGCCACUGUGCAUACGUGUACUGUAUUCAGUCUGUCCUUUGGCCACUCCAAUGUCCUUGAUCACUUCUUCUGUGAUAUUCGCCCACUCCAAGAAAUCUCCUGCUCUGACUUUCGUAUCAAUAAGCUAGUGCAUUUCAUCUUUGCAGCCAUAGAAACAAUAGGCACCAUUCUCAUCAUCCUCAUCUCCUACACUUACAUCAUCUUUGCCAUCCUGAGGAUCCGCUCCACGGCAGGAAGGCACAAGGCCUUCUCCACCUGCGCCUCCCACCUAACUGUCGUUUCCAUCUUAUAUGGGACCCUGAUCUUUACAUAUUUACGGCCCUCAUCUGGCAGCUCAGUGGAAUGGGAGAAAAUGGUGGCCGUGUUCUAUACCCUUGUGAUCCCCAUGAUGAACCCCCUGAUCUACAGCCUGAGGAACAAGGAGGUGAAAGACGCCCUGAGGCGGACAAUAUACCAGAAAAUUAUUCCUCGCUGGAAUGCAGAUAAGUCAUUAUCCUGA
Messenger RNA from Mauremys reevesii (Reeves's turtle), 963 nucleotides. RefSeq names its product olfactory receptor 1052-like. The transcript has a single exon. NCBI's taxonomy places the organism in Eukaryota, Metazoa, Chordata, Testudines, Geoemydidae. The record is from RefSeq and is a predicted model, not a curated record. Gene Ontology annotation, cellular component: membrane. Gene Ontology annotation, molecular function: G protein-coupled receptor activity; odorant binding; olfactory receptor activity. Gene Ontology annotation, biological process: G protein-coupled receptor signaling pathway; sensory perception of smell. Bases 1 to 963 code for a protein of 320 amino acids.